AUGCCGAAAUAUUAUAGGUUUAGAGCGACGACGCCCACUCGGAAACCGAAACGAAGCAAAGAAAAGGAGAAGGAGAGAGAAUUAGAGAAAGCCAAGUUCGAUAUAGAGAGGAGUUGGCUGGACUUGACACUCGCCUGCACACCAGCGCCAUCGUGGUACUUACGACGCACUUCUUGGCGAGAAAGUCCACCUCUUAUGGGGCUCCCGAGACAGCUUGCCGCCGGCCUUCGAGCAUCCCUCCAAUUAAGCAACCGACCAAUUUUUGUAUUUAAAAUUCCAGCGAUUCACUCGCAAGACGUCAUGAGACCAUUUUGA
This is a messenger RNA of Arctia plantaginis, 315 nucleotides long. The record is from the annotation of a GenBank genome assembly. NCBI's taxonomy places the organism in Eukaryota, Metazoa, Arthropoda, Insecta, Lepidoptera, Erebidae.